Sceloporus undulatus (fence lizard) is the source of this 4183-nucleotide messenger RNA. RefSeq names its product anoctamin 4 (gene ANO4). Gene Ontology annotation, biological process: chloride transmembrane transport. Gene Ontology annotation, cellular component: plasma membrane. Gene Ontology annotation, molecular function: chloride channel activity; protein dimerization activity. Bases 571 to 3561 code for a protein of 996 amino acids. The transcript has 29 exons. The record is from RefSeq and is a predicted model, not a curated record. Lineage: Eukaryota; Metazoa; Chordata; Lepidosauria; Squamata; Phrynosomatidae.
GCUUAGCUCCAGAGUGUGUGCGCCUGCGUGUGUUGUGUGUGUGUGUGAGGAAAAACCACAACCCUCUGUUUUCCAGAGCUGCAGUGCUACAGGAGUCCCACUUCUUUCCAGCCCUGGUUUUUUGUUUUUCUUUUUUCUCUCUAUUGCCAGCAGCAGCAGCAAGCUAUUGCUUACAGGUUGGGUAGGCUGCGAAAAGGCUCGCCUGUUGUGGUUGUGGUUGUGCCUUGUUGCCUGAGGGAGCUACCAAGCAAGCAUCGCCUUUUUGCCUUCCCUUUGGACCCCCCUUUGCCAGAGCUGCUUCUUUUGCAAGGAGGAGGAGGAGGAGGAGGAGGAGAAGCUUUCCAAAAGGGAACCCUCCUGGAGCAGGUUUUUCUUCUUCUCUUCUUCUUCUUCUUCUUCAGACCUAUUCCUUCAGAGCUUUUUGUUGUUAAUGGUGAAAGCUCAUCUAUUCAUGGGGCUGAAAAGUGCGAGCAGAUCUACCAAAAGAGAAGCACAUCAAGCUAUUUGUUACCACAGUUUCCACCUGUGGUCAGGCAUUCUUCACUUCCACAAGUCAGAAGGUCAAUAAAAAUGGAAGCCUCUUCUUCUGGAUCUAUUAUAUUACCAGCUCCAGUUGGGAAACCAAUUACUCAUCAACCAGAAGGAAGAGAGCAUUAUCAAGGUCAUCAACUGGAAACACAAAUACCAAUAAGGCCUGAUGCUCAGAAGAGAGAUGUGGACUUUUCAGAAAUUCUUAAUGCAAUACAAGAAAUAGCCAAGGAUGUCAAUAUUUUCUUUGACGAAUUAGAAGGCAUAAGCAGCCCUUCCAAAGAUGAUGAUUCUUUGCUUCACCAUGGUAACUUGACCAGUAUGUCAGAUGAUACUAGCAGACUGGAGGCAGUGGGAGAGGGAAUACCAGAAAAAAAUAAAUCCAGUGGGCUGUAUUUUAGGGAUGGAAAAUGUCGGAUUGACUACAUCUUGGUGUACAGAAAAUCCAACCCACAAACUGAGAAGAGAGAAGUGUUUGAACGAAAUAUCAGAGCAGAAGGUCUUCAAAUGGAGAAAGAGUCAUCUUUAUCAAACAGCGACAUCAUCUUUGUGAAGUUGCAUGCUCCAUGGGAAGUGCUGGGCAAAUAUGCUGAGCUUAUGAAUGUAAGAAUGCCUUUCAGGCCCUUUAACCCCUUCACUGCUGGACUCCCCUGCAUUCUCGUGCCCUGCUGUUUUUUAAAUGGACACUUCUUUGAAAACAGUGGAAGGUCCAGAAGAUCCAGGAGAAAAAUCUAUUACCUGCACCGCCGGUACAAGUUCCUGAACAGAAUCGAGAAACAGUUAAGCAGGUUUCGAGGAUGGUUACCUAGAAAGCCGAUGAGGUUGGACAAAGAAAGGAUGCCAGACUUGGAGGAGAAUGACUGCUACACUGCUCCAUUCAGUCAGCAUAGGAUUCAUCACUUCAUCAUCCACAACAAAGACACUUUCUUCAGCAACGCUACAAGAAGUAGAAUUGUCCAUCAUAUUUUACAGAGAGUGAAAUAUGAGGAAGGAAAAAAUAAAGUUGGACUGAAUCGAUUGCUUACAAAUGGCUCCUAUGAAGCUGCAUUUCCUCUUCAUGAGGGUAGUUACAGAAGUAAAAAUUCCAUAAGAACCCAUGGGGCAGAAAACCACAGGCAUUUACUUUAUGCGUGCUGGGCUUCAUGGAGAGCAUGGUAUAAGUACCAGCCUUUGGAUCUUGUACGGCGGUAUUUUGGUGAGAAAAUUGGCUUGUACUUUGCCUGGUUAGGCUGGUACACAGGAAUGCUCUUCCCAGCUGCCUUCAUUGGACUGUUUGUCUUUUUGUAUGGAGUAGCCACACUGAACCACUGCCAAGUCAGUAAAGAAGUCUGUCAAGCUACAGAGAUUAUAAUGUGUCCUAUCUGUGAUAAAUACUGUCCGUUCAUGAGGUUGUCAGAUAGCUGCAUUUAUGCCAAGGUGACGCACCUUUUUGACAAUGGAGCUACAGUCUUCUUUGCUGUUUUCAUGGCAGUGUGGGCAACUGUUUUCUUGGAAUUUUGGAAACGGAGGAGAGCAGUAAUUGCUUAUGACUGGGACUUGAUAGAUUGGGAAGAAGAGGAGGAAGAAAUACGUCCUCAGUUUGAAGCCAAGUACUCCAAGAAAGAGAGAAUGAACCCAAUAUCUGGAAAGCCGGAGCCUUAUCAAGCAUUUGCAGAUAAAUGCAGCAGAAUUAUUGUUUCUGCAUCUGGAAUAUUUUUUAUGAUCUGUGUGGUGAUUGCUGCUGUUUUUGGCAUUGUUAUUUACCGUGUUGUGACUGUCAGCACUUUUGCUGCCUUUAAAUGGGCUUUAAUCAGGAAUAACUCUCAGGUUGCAACUACUGGAACUGCUGUCUGUAUCAACUUUUGCAUCAUCAUGCUACUGAAUGUUUUGUAUGAAAAGGUUGCUCUUUUUCUGACAAACUUAGAGCAGCCUCGUACUGAAUCAGAGUGGGAGAAUAGCUUCACAUUGAAAAUGUUUCUUUUUCAAUUUGUCAAUCUGAACAGUUCUACCUUUUAUAUAGCAUUCUUCCUUGGAAGAUUUACAGGUCACCCAGGUGCCUAUUUGAGGCUGAUAAACAGAUGGAGACUAGAAGAGUGCCAUCCCAGUGGAUGCCUUAUCGAUCUCUGUAUGCAAAUGGGUAUUAUAAUGGUGCUAAAGCAGACUUGGAACAACUUCAUGGAACUAGGAUACCCGUUAAUUCAGAAUUGGUGGACUAGACGAAGAUUGCGUCAAGAACAUGGUUCACUACGAAAAGCAAGCUUCCCACAAUGGGAGAAAGACUACAACCUUCAACCUAUGAAUGCCUAUGGACUCUUUGAUGAAUACCUAGAAAUGAUUCUUCAGUUUGGAUUCACAACUAUCUUUGUGGCAGCUUUUCCACUUGCUCCACUUCUGGCCUUACUUAACAAUGUUAUAGAAAUUCGUCUUGAUGCUUACAAAUUUGUUUCACAGUGGAGACGGCCACUAGCUUCAAGAGCCAAAGAUAUAGGAAUCUGGUAUGGAAUUCUAGAAGGCAUAGGAAUUCUCUCUGUCAUCACAAAUGCAUUUGUUAUUGCUGUAACUUCAGAUUUCAUCCCCCGGCUUGUUUAUGCUUACAAAUAUGGACCAUGUGCAGGACAAGGGGAGGCUGGACAAAAGUGUAUGGUUGGCUAUGUCAAUGCAAGUUUAUCAAUAUUUUUAGUGUCUGACUUCGAACGCCGUUCAGAACCAUCAUCAAAUGGAAGUGAAUUUUCUGGCUCACCAUUAAAAUACUGCAGGUACAGGGACUAUCGUGACCCCCCACAUUCUCCAAUGCGCUAUGGAUACACACUACAGUUCUGGCAUGUCUUAGCUGCACGGCUGGCUUUUAUUAUUGUUUUUGAGCACCUCGUGUUUUGCAUAAAACACUUGAUUUCCUAUUUAAUCCCAGACCUUCCCAAAGAUUUGAGGGAUCGUAUGAGGAGAGAAAAAUAUCUGAUUCAGGAAAUGAUGUAUGAAGCAGAAUUGGAGCGACUCCAGAAAGAACGGAAGGAAAGGAAAAAGAAUGGAAAGUCUUAUCACAAUGAAUGGCCAUAACUAAACUGGUUCAACAAGAACACUACCUUCAAGAGAAUGGAAAAAAAUGCAAUCUCAAUGCAUGCCACAAUAUGAAAUAGCAAACAGGAGAGAACAUUUCAAGGAGUUAACAACUGUGAAAUCAUUUUUGCAAUCUAGUAUACGAUUGCUAUUCAUAGACCAUUCCAGGCAAAAAAAGAAAAAGAAAAGAAGAAGCAGCAGCAUGUUAGUCCGGUUUUUAAAAUCAAAAAAACUUGUAUACCGUGGACUAUUUUUCAGCCUGUUUGCUACUCUUUUGCAUUAUGUUCCAUCUCACUUUUUCAACUCUUCAUAACAGUAAAUAUACAUACAAAUCUGAAUACUUUAGCAAUGCCUACUACAAUAGCAUUUCCUACCAAGGUACCAUAUAUAUCAGACACACUGUUUACAAAACAUAUUACAUGUUUUUGUUUAUAUUUGGGAGGGGAGGUGUUAUAUCAUAUAUAUGUAUAAUAUAUAUAAAGUAUAUAGAGAUUGUUUAUUUGUAAAUAGCAAAGAAUAAAAUAAACCUAUGGUGAAGAAUGUCAAAAUUUCACUUUAAAAAUAUCAUCUAUGUAAAGCCAUCUUUAAUGCUUCUAUAAUGUGAAACAAUAAACUUUAAAUA